AUGGUGGCUGAAAGUGAUAGUAGUGCAUGGUCUUCAGACGAUACACUAAGAAUAUUGAUUGCGUCCGACAUUCACUUAGGUUACUUAGAAAAAGAUGCCGUCAGAGGAGAGGAUAGUUUCAUUGCUUUUGAAGAAGUUUUGUCACAAGCAGUCCAGUACGAUGUUGAUUUAGUGCUUCUAGGAGGAGACCUAUUCCAUGAUGCGAAACCUUCGCCCAGUUGUAUGUAUAAAUGUACAGAAAUUGUCCGGAAAUAUUGUUUCGGUGAUAAGCCGGUAAGCAUCGAACUAUUGUCUGACCAAAUUAAAAACUUUUCACGAAAUGUAAACUAUGAAGAUCCCAACUUGAAUGUGUCCUACCCGAUAUUAUCAAUUCACGGUAACCAUGACGAUCCUGUUGGACAAGAUGGCAUAAGCUCGCUGGAUAUUCUGUCUAUGGGUGGGCUAGUCAACUACUUUGGCAAAUGGACUGACUAUACCCAUGUACGUAUUUCACCGGUACUACUACAGAAAGGUGACAGUAAACUUGCUCUAUAUGGCUUGAGUCACCUAAAGGAUCAACGUCUGUCAAGGCUGUUUCAAGAGAAAAAAGUAGAAAUGUUACGUGAUGAGGAAAAUGAUUGGUUUAAUAUACUUGUGCUGCACCAAAAUAGAGCUGAAGAUAGAGGUGCUGGCAAUUUUAUUCGAGAAGAGGAGCUCCCUAAAUUUUUAGAUUUAGUUCUUUGGGGUCAUGAGCAUGACUGUGAAUUAUAUGAAAUGAAAGGAAAACAAGAUAAAGAACAUUUCAGAGUUAUCCAACCAGGGAGCACAGUGGCCACAUCCCUGGCAGCCGGUGAGUCCCGUCCAAAACAUUGUGCAUUGUUACAGAUAUACAAGACUGAUUUUAUUUUGACACCUCUGCCCCUCAAAACUGUGCGACCAUUUAUUUUCAAAACAAUUGUAUUGUCUGAAGAAAAUCUUGGGGACGAAGGUGUCAAUGAGAGUGAAAAAAUACAAGAGUUUUUGAAGCAGAAAGUCUCUGAUGCAUUGGCAGAAGCACAAAAUCAACUGAGUGGUGAUCCAAAACAGCCAACGGUUCCUCUCAUUAGACUCAGUGUCUUCUAUGAGCGAGAAGAUCAAACAUUCAACAGAAUACGAUUUGGACAGCAUUUCAAUGGAAUAGUUGCUAACUCAAAUGACAUUCUAUUGUUAAAAAAAGAAAGGAAAGUGCGUGAAAGGCGAGAGGCAGGUGUAAAGAUAGAAAUGAAAGUUACAGAGCCCAUCGAAAAUGUUGCCGAUGUUGAAACUCUCCUGAAAGCUUAUUAUGAUGCUCAGCCGCCGGAUCGUGGCCUCGCUGCUCUUCCGGUGCGAUUUAUGACGGAAGCGGUUCGUGAAUUCACUUUAAAGCAAAGUGGUGAUAUUUUGAUAAACGCUCUCGAAGCACAUAAAAGACGCUGUAUUGCAACAUUGGUAGAAUCUAAUACCGAUCCAGAUAUCGAGGCGAUAACGGACCGACUGCGAGUUUUACGUGAUGAAAUAGAUGCGGCCGACGAUUCACAGUUAGCGGCUAUGAGGGCAGCACCGGCGGUAAAAGAAAUUACAGAGCUGUCUAGUGACGACGAAUCCCCGAAAGCAUCGGAAGAAAUCGGCCGUGGGCGAGCGCGCGGGGCGCGUGGUGCGCGCGCAGCACCGAAGGCGCGCGGGGCCCGGGGCGGGAAGGGGCGCGGGCGCAGCGAGCCGGAGCCCGUGGUGGUGAUCACGCCGAUGAGCACGCCGCGAGCCACACCCGAGCGCCGCACACCGCGCCGCGCAGCCGCUCAGAAGAGUUCUAAUUGGCUUCAAAGUAUUGCAGUGAGCACACGUCGCUCCCGUCGUGAAUCCUCUGAGAUUGACGACUCUGACUAA
Molecule: messenger RNA, 1881 nt
Organism: Arctia plantaginis
Lineage: Eukaryota; Metazoa; Arthropoda; Insecta; Lepidoptera; Erebidae
Source: the annotation of a GenBank genome assembly